AUGGUCAGCCAGUUCCAGGCCAUGAUGCAGUCCUACUGGAACAAGGCCCUCUGUUGUGGGGAAUGUAAAGAUUUGGAGUCAUGUAAACAAUGCACUGAGGCUUCUCCUUCCCAGAAUAUUACAAACUGCAUUUGGAAAUACUGUCAGGAGUCUCAUGAGAAGCCAGGUACGGGGAGCUGCGUGAAGAAUGGAGAAGCGUUGAAGGAGAAAUGUUCAUUUUUCAACACUACUGUCAGCUGUGAAGAACGAAAGCUAACUACCACAGAGCAUCCCCACCCAACCACAAAGGAGCCUCUACAUCCAUCUUCCAAGGAGCCGAAGAUUCCCAUGCUUGGCUCGACCACUGGCCCACCAGAAACUCUCCCACCCGAGUUUUAUCCACCGGGCUUUGACUCGGCCAGCUUCAUUGGAGGGAUCGUCUUGGUGCUCAGCAUCCAAGCUGUCGCCUUCUUUGUGGUGAAGUUCCUCCGGUCGAAGGACAACACCUAUCAGACGCUGAUCUAAAGGCUGAUCUCCAGGAAGCUGUCUUGACGUACAUCGUUUUGGCUGGAAGAUCACUUGGAGAAGGGGCUGGUUGGGCCGUGUUUGGAAACCAGGACAUUCUCUUUCCACCUGAUGGAACUUCUGAAGGAGAUAAUCCCAAAAUCUGCACCUCAGUACCCUGUUACCAAGCCCAUAGUGCUUGGCUUGGAUAUGAGUCUCCUCUAGACUUGAUGCAGAAGUGGUAAUGUAUACAUUAUAAACGCAUAUCCACAAGACCAAACUUCGGGCUGUAGGAAACUUCAUUUGUUUGGUUGUGGAUGUACGUAACUCAAAUUAAGAAUCUCUUCAACCAAUUGGACUUUUUUCUUUAUAGUCUCUCUCUCUUCAUUGUAAUUAUUCUUAUUCUAAGACCACAAAGGGCCUUUUAUCUCUUUCUCAGUACGGUGGAUCGUGCCCUGACUUUGCACCUUAUGAAUUUUACUUUAACCUUUGAAACCUUUAACCUUUUUUUUCUGAUCUUUUUUAUUUCUUUCCUGAUGUUGUAAGCAGCGCUACAACAGAACGAUACAUAUACUUCAGGCAUUCGCAGAGUAGGAUGCUAAUCCUUUAAAAAAUAAAAUAAAAUACCCGGCAGCCCUACGGAUUAGAACAUGA
Molecule: messenger RNA, 1137 nt
Organism: Notechis scutatus (mainland tiger snake)
Lineage: Eukaryota; Metazoa; Chordata; Lepidosauria; Squamata; Elapidae
Source: RefSeq, a predicted model, not a curated record